AUGGAUCGAUCAAGGUCGACCUCACCUACUCUAUUCCGCGAGGGCGCGGCAACUCCAGACAUCGAAAGCGCACCAACUUCGGUACCUCCGAGCCAGAUAGACCUUUCCACUGGCCCAGAUAACGAAAAACAACUGGAAAAAAGAGAUAUCGAGUCAGACGUCGGUGCCUGGCUCUGCGUCUUUGCAUCUAUGCUAUUCCUGAUAUCUUCCUAUGGAUUUAUGAACUCCCUCGGGACAAUCCAAUCCCAUCUCACUCUCAACGAGUUGAACGGCUAUAGUGUUAGUCAAGUCGGAUGGAUAUCAGGAACUUACCUCUUCCUGUCGCUCAUCUUCAACUUCCAAAUCGGCUCUAUCCUAGAUCGCUAUGGUCCUCAGAUCCUCGGCCCGAUCGCCGCCGCCUUCUCCACCGUUACAUUCCUGCUACUAGCUGAAUGUACGCAAUAUUGGCACUUCAUCCUCUGUCUCGGCCUUUUUGGCAGUAUCGGGAGCGGGAUCGGUGCUGUCACGGCUAUCGGCGUCAUCGGCAAGCUUUUCACUCGCCGUCGCGGCCUUGCCAUGGGUAUUGCUGUUAUGGGCACUUCGCUUGGUGGCAUUAUUUAUCCCAUGAUGCUACGCGCUACUUUUGGCAAGCUUGGUUGGGCUUGGUCGAUGAGGCUUGUUGCGUUGGUCAUCGCGUGCAUCACGUCACUCGGCGUCUUAUGCUAUCUCCCGUUCCGACGACUCACCGAGGGACGAUCAACAGCUCAAAGACCCCAGAGCUUCAGUCUAGAUUUAUCAGCCUUCAACUCGUUAAGCUUUAUUGUCACUGCCCUUGGUAUCUGCAUGGUUGAGUUUGUCAACUACGGAAUCAGUGGCUUGUUACCAACUAUCGCAAGAGGAGCAGGGUUUUCCACCGAGGAUGGAUAUACUCUUCUAUCCAUCCUGGGUGCCUGCUCUUGCAUCGGCCGUUUCUCGAUUGGGUUCGUGGGAGACAAGGUUGGACCAUUCAAUGUUAUGAUCACCACGAUGCUAGUCAUUCUGGUGUUCAUCUCGUCCAUUUUUAUCCCAUUUAGCACCACCUCAGCUCCUCUCAUGUAUACCUUUAGUGCACUCUGGGGAUACUGUUCUGGAUCUUUCUACGUCCUAUCACCAUUAUGUACCGGAAAGACUUGUGAGCCUCAAGAUUAUGCGCGAUAUUUUGGCUCUACAAACAUGUGUGUGGCUGUCGCCCUGCUCCUUGCCAACCCACUAAGUGGAAUCCUGCUCGAAAAGCUAGGCGCUCAACUCCUGGGUUGCUUUUACCUCGCUAUCAUCGUACUAGCUGCCAUCUUCUUUGUCACAGGGCGAUCACUGUUACCUGGAAAAUGGCCCAUCCUCCGCAGAAGGCUGUAA
Molecule: messenger RNA, 1371 nt
Organism: Fusarium fujikuroi IMI 58289
Lineage: Eukaryota; Fungi; Ascomycota; Sordariomycetes; Hypocreales; Nectriaceae
Product: related to monocarboxylate transporter 2
Exons: 4
Coding region: 1-1371 (456 amino acids)
Biological process (GO): transmembrane transport
Cellular component (GO): fungal-type vacuole membrane
Molecular function (GO): transmembrane transporter activity
Source: RefSeq, a predicted model, not a curated record